AUGUGCCACCAGAAUAGCAAGUGGACAGAAACGUUGCCAAUCGUACUCCUCGGAAUGAGAACCGCCUUCAAGGACGACCUGCAAGCAUCCGUCGCAGAAGCAACUUACGGAACGACCCUACGAUUACCCGGAGAAUUCUUCACCGAAACUCCAAGCAACCAGUCAACACCAGAUUUCGUCAUCGAACUGAAAAAGCAAAUGAAAAAACUUCGACCAACUCCAACAACUAACCAUUCUAAGUCAACCACCUUCAUCCAGAAAGAACUAAGCAACUGCAGUCAUGUAUUCGUGAAGAUCGGAUCAAUCAAGCCACCUUUAACACAACCGUACAACGGACCGUUCCGAAUACUUCGACGGAAAAAGAAAGUUUUCAUCAUCGACAUCAACGGAAAGAAAUCUCCAAUAUCCAUCGAUCGACUGAAAACCGCCUUCAUCGAAGCAGAAGAACCACCGCGAAAACAACCGCAGAUCUCAGACGGCAACGAAACACCUGCAUUUCGAACCCGGUCUGGUCGUCACGUGAAAAUUCUCCGCAGAUAUUGGAACAACUAA
This is a messenger RNA of Topomyia yanbarensis, 552 nucleotides long. RefSeq lists its product as uncharacterized. The coding region runs from base 1 to 552 and encodes 183 amino acids. The record is from RefSeq and is a predicted model, not a curated record. Lineage: Eukaryota; Metazoa; Arthropoda; Insecta; Diptera; Culicidae. The transcript has a single exon.